Molecule: messenger RNA, 1909 nt
Organism: Lactuca saligna
Lineage: Eukaryota; Viridiplantae; Streptophyta; Magnoliopsida; Asterales; Asteraceae
Source: the annotation of a GenBank genome assembly
AGAAAAUCUAAGGUCAGUAGCUUGAUCAUCGAUAUGUAUUCGAAACUCUUUCUCAAAAUGAACAACACAUGACGGAGAAUAAAUUGUUUUCAUGACUUGAGCGAUCUUUUGUUUUGACUGGCAAAGUUUCAUGUAUUGUUCCGAUCUCAAUAUCUCUGCCCUCUCGAACAAAACUAAGAUACAAGAUGAUCGCAGCAAGAUCCCCAAUUCAAUCCUUCCUAUCCUUCUUCCUCAAUAUUCAUCCUCACGAAACCUACUCCGUUUUCUACUCCACCUCUUCUUUCUUCUUUGUAUUAAGUGCGUAUUUUGUGGUUUUGCCAUUACGAGAUGAAGGUGCUAUCUCCUUGGGUAUUGGCAAUAUUCCGGGACUCUUUGUGGGAUCCUUGAUACUUACAUUGAUUGCUGCCCCUCUUUCAACUCUCAUCUUUUCAUUGCCUAAUCUUCCUAAAGCUAAGGCUUUGGUCUUGAUACACAGGUUUUUCAGUGCAAGUCUUGUGCUGUUUUUCAUAUUAUGGGCUUUAUCUUCUCCCGCAAAUACAUUUCCCACCUUCAAGGGUUUCUUCUCUGUCUCAUCCACCAUUAAAGAUGAAAUAAAGGUUGAAACCGAACCUGUUUCCACAAACCCUAGCGAUUGGGACAAGCAUGGAUGGUUUUACAUUUCAGUCAGAAUAGGGUUCUUCUUAUGGGUUGCUCUACUAAAUCUUAUAACUAUAUCUUCAACAUGGGCAAGAGUGAUUGAUGUUAUGGACAAUGAGUCAGGUUCAAGACUGUUUGGAUUUAUAGGUGCUGGUGCUACUUUUGGUCAACUUUUUGGUUCAUUGUUUGCUACAGCAAUGGCCUGGGUGGGACCCUAUCUAUUGCUAUUUGCUGCUGUCUUGAUGGAAUUUGCUGCACAGACAUCUAAAAGGAUCAAUAAGGAUGUAUCUGUUUCUUCUGAAGAAAUGGUUUCUCUCAGAAAAACAAAAGUUGAUGAUCAAGAUGAGAUGAACGAACCAGAUUCAUCGUCUUCUUCACCAAUUGUGUCAACUUCAAAUCUUGAUUCAACAAAGCCUCGAUUUUGGGCUUUACUAGAUGGAUUUUCACUUAUAUGGGCUUCAAGUUAUUUGUUAGUUGUAUCAUUGUUCUUGUUUCUAGGUGCAAUCACCUCUUCCUUCUUCUACUUCCAGAAAGUAACAGUAAUUGCCUCAACUGUUACAACCCCUACUGAAAGAAGACGAUUAUUUGCACAAAUCAAUAGUUUUAUAGCUGUUUUUAUCCUUGCUGGACAGCUUACUUUAACAGGUCGGAUACUUACUGUAGCUGGAGUUACUGUUGCUCUUUGCUCUGCACCAUUUAUAUCCUUCUUGAAUACAAUUACAAUCGCUGUUUGGCCAACUUAUUUUUCAGUUGCUCUCUCAGAAACCAUCCGGAAGGUGGUAACCUAUGUCGUAACUAGACCAGGAAGAGAACUACUAUUCACCGUCGUAUCACAAGAUGAAAAAUACAAAGCUAAGGUAUGCAUAGAUCAAUCUCAAUGGCAAAACGACACAUAUUUCGCUUUAUGCUAUGCCCAUUUCUAUUUUAUGGAUAUUUACGGGAUUUCAUUUGGGUCGUCGACAAACACAACUUGCCAAAUCACAGAAUCUCUCAUUCUCCUAAAAAAAAAGAUGUUUGAAUUUAAUUGUGUAAGAAAAGUUUGGUGAGAACUCACCGAACAUUAUCUCAAAUGGAUCAGAACGAAGCAAACGAAGGCAACGUCAAUUUAAAUGCAAAAUUCCAGAAUUUGACCACCUCUUCAUUAUCUCCCACCGGUUUCUUUUGUAACAUGUAAUUUCAACCACACAACAAAUAUCGGAUUCAUAUAAUAUAUUUUAAGAUAAGUACGAUAUUUAAGGUUGCGUGUGAUUUUUAGAUCAUCCUACGAGUCCCU